Molecule: messenger RNA, 2886 nt
Organism: Lytechinus pictus (painted urchin)
Lineage: Eukaryota; Metazoa; Echinodermata; Echinoidea; Temnopleuroida; Toxopneustidae
Product: beta-2-syntrophin-like
Exons: 4
Coding region: 1-537 (178 amino acids)
Cellular component (GO): dystrophin-associated glycoprotein complex; intracellular anatomical structure
Molecular function (GO): structural molecule activity
Source: RefSeq, a predicted model, not a curated record
AUGGGACUGAUUACUGCGAUUGAUAGCAUUGAUGUAUUAAUAUACUCAGGUAGUCCUAAGGGUACUCUGUCAAACAGAUCCGGUAGCGAGCUGACGUUUGGUACCCGGACAGGAACCCGCAGUGGUAUUGAAGCGCACCUCUUCAGGGUGGAUACAAGGAGAGAUCUGGCAGCAUGGACACGGCAGUUGGUUCAGGGAUCACAUAAUACCGCCCUCAUUGUCAAAGAAGUGACGUGUCCUGCAGCGUGGAACGGGAGAGAAACGCGGUUACGGAUCCACUACGAGAACGGUUUCACUCUGAGUGUUCCUACGGCGGAUGGCCAGGUGGACAGCACUAAUCAACUCAACAUGCUCUGGUCCUACCCGUUUGAGAAGCUCAGGUAUUCAUCGGAUGAUUCCAAGAGGUUGCUCUGGCUUGACUUUGGAGCUGGAGAGGGGGAAUUCGAGUUGGAUCUCCAUGGCUGUCCCAAGCCUAUUGUCUUCAUCAUCCAUACGUUUCUCAGUGCGAAGGUCACACGGAUGGGCCUGUUUGCCUGAUAGCCACUCCGUCCUGAUUGCUGCAAUAGCGUGAUAUGAUACGAAGCAAAACAACCCUGCCACCAUCGUAUGAAACAGCCAUUCAAACUGUCUCCUUGUGCAUGGCCAGUUCCUGAUAUGACUGUGGCUUUUAGAGAGUAGUGUAUCUUUGAUGGACUUGAUGGAACUUGGCUGGACAACACCUUGGUGAGGGAAGGAGGGUAGCAAGACCCACCACCUUCAGAGCACGUGAAGGGUAUCUAUCAAUUUCAGUGGAGACCUGCUGCACCCUGUCUCCAGACAAACUAGAAGAUCUCACAAUGAACCGUAUAUGGAAAUAGGUCACAGUUACAAUUCCUUUAAAUAUUUGUUUAAAAUUUCCUUGAAUUUCCAAGAACAUUUUACGGAUCGGAAUUCUUUACCUGAAACCUUGGCAAAUAUUCAAGGCCACAAACUACUCGAAAACCAAACUGGAGCAUUACUAUCAUUAAUAUGAUAUGUUUAUUAGUUUUGUGCCACCCACCCGGAUUUGUUCUAAUCCUCAGGAAUGGCAAGUCAUAUUUAUCCAGAUUCAGAUGGUAUGGCUGAUGUGGACCAAAGACCAGGGACCUACACAAGAAAGCUACAAGAAGACAUUCAGUAGAUGCCUAUGGGAGGUGGCUGAAGGUGACUUACACCAGGUGGCUAUAGGUGACCUACAUGUACACUGUAUAACUAUUGAAAGACAACUUUGCAAAGUGUAUGGAUGAAAGGAGCCAAUUAUAAAUCACAUCCUUUAUCACACCAGUCAUAUCAUUUAGAAGACUUUUAUAAGGUCCACACCACAUUAAUCAAGGAGACCUGCACCAUAUAACUUUGGAAAGACCUUUCUGCUGAGUGGAAGGAUGGAAGGAGUACAUUAUAAAUCACCUCUUUUGUUGAACCAGUCAGGUAAAUUCAGAAGACCUGUAGGAGAUGCAUACAGAGUAUCUUCAUCGGGUAGAUAGGUGACCUGGACCAGACAACUCUAGGAGACCUACACCUUGUAACUAUGGAAGACCACACAGCAGAGUUGGAAGAGCACGUACAGUACUAAUGAUAUACCAGAUACUGUAGCUACAUAUGAUUUACACCAGAUAUUCAUUGAAGAAAUACACCAGAUAUUCAGAAGACCUGCAACAGAUACCCAUAGAAGACCUAUACCAGAUUAACCUGAUAAGCCUUGAAGACUCCCACUAUAAAUGGAUAACAGAAGACCUAGAAGACAAGAGAUUAAGAUAGAAGAGUUAGUGUAUGGAAGUAGCAUGCAAUCUUAUAGAUUGACGAAAUGAUGACGUCACCCAAAAAAAAAAUUGGGGGGUUAAUUAUGUAAUCACAGGGUCAUACCUUGGGCCUCCAUCGACUGACUCCCACCAAAUUUGUGUUUUGGAAGUAUUUUAUCAUGCUUUACCAAAAUAUGGUAUAAAAAAUGCCUAGAUGCAAAAAUGGAAAUUUGACUCCGGUUCUCUAUUUGCUCAUCACCUAUUCUUCUACUUUUGCCUACCAAACAAAACUUGUUAUUUCUAUAAUUUUCUCUCCAAGUAAACAAAACAAUGAAGCCUUGGCCUUGGCCCAUAAAAUAUUUUAUAAAGGUAAUACCAUGAGACACUGCUCUGCGGCCAGUCAAAAUAAAAUGUUUAUGGUAGUUACCAUAAUGUCAAAUUGAACAAUUGAACUUUUUUAUACAACAGUACCAUUAUCUUAUAAGGUGUCUUCAUUUUUCUAGAACUUUAUAAGUAGAUACCUUGAUUUUGGUGGGUUUCUCCAGCAAUUACGUACAACUUUGCAAUUCUCAAUAGGGUCAGAGGUGUAGAUUUUCACUUUAGAAGGUCAUAUUGUCUUCUGUAAUGAUAAGGACCUUGAAGACAGAAAUCGUUUGACUUGACAACUCUCAUUGAAUGGAAUUGAGUGGAACUUCAGUGAAGAUCUUUUUGGUUUGAUUACUUUGUCCAACUUUUCUAACUAAUCUGACAAAAGCCUGGUUGUCUCCUGAGAGGAUUUAAUGUUCGGUGUCGAACUUUUGGUGUUUGUGUUGGUGUUUAGGCUAAUGUUGUUAUGAACACAACACCGAACCAAUGGAGGUGCUGGGAUGAAUCUCUUCAGGUGUUGAUCAUUUGAAAAUGGGAAUUUCAUAAGCUCUCAUUAGGUGUUGGAGCUAGGGAAUGCAAUCUGAUUUGGUGCUUUUGACACCAAGACCCAACUCGAGAUCACUCAUUGGGUGAAUUCAGGGUCAGUGUUUGUGUUGGUGUUAGAAACACUCUCCAGAAUGCCUCCCCUAGCCCAAGUACCUGGGGCCAGUUGAAUAAAACUUUUUACCUGAGAAAACUCAGGUUGUUUUUACCGGAGUUUUUG